GUGGUUUACGUGGCAAAUUGGCUUUCCUUUGUGGGAUAAUGCCAUUUUCAUUAGCUCUACUUUGAUUAGCGUAUGACAGGUGUUCGUGUAAAAUAAGCAAUUUUACCUAUUUCCUUCAUCAGUUUGGUAGCUGAAACAGCUACCAAUUUACUUCCACUAUGACAGUUUCCAGUAACAUAUGCUACUGAUUGGCUAAUAUUAGCCAAUCAGAUCUCUGGAGUUCCCCGCAGUGCGUUACAACUAUGACGCGGCAAAGACAUAUUUGGACAUAUCAUUUCUAUAUUGAUAUGCCUAUCUACACUGCAUUGGCCUUGCGUGGAUGUCAUCAAGUGAAAUAUUUUGGCUUAAGGUCAGUGAGACGCUAGUCGCUACUCUUCUAUACGCUAUGCCCUUUUUCAAUAUGAAUACGGUGUCGUGUUCUGACUGCAGACUCCUGACUUUUCUGGCGGCAGCAGAAAAGUACUCCAGCCCAGCAGACUCCAGCCGAGCCGCACCCAGUGACGGCCGACGCCGAGCGGCCGGUCGGCGCUCCAGACGGGCCGCGCCGCCGGCCAGCCCACCGCCAGGCACUGCACCAGUAGCGGCCGCGCCUGCCCGGCCAGUACCCGGGCCGCGCACACUGCGGCUGACGUGCAGCCCGCCGCCGCCGCAGUCGCCGACCCACGGACGGAUACACGGCCACCUACGUCCGGCUGGCCGACCAGACCACCCUGACCAGGUCUAUCCGCCGACCGGAGCUGGUGCUGCUCCUCAAACACCUGCGGCCCAACACGGCAUACUCAGUCCCGAUGAGCGCCUGUAACCGAGCCGGCCAGGGUCCUGCCAGCUCGCCCGUCACCGCCACCACAGAGGAGGGAGUGCCGGAGGUGGCGCCGCGUCAGCUGACCUGCCGGGUCGUGUCACCCUCCUCCAUCGGUCUCAGCUGCCUGUGACUGGCCGGCGGCGCGUGCUGGCGGCGCGAGGGCCAGCUCCCGGCCGACCUGGACGUGGCCGAGUUGUGCAGUCUGCUGCCGGUCACAGUCUACCAGCUGUUGGUGAGCGCCCACAGCGCGGCCGGCACCACAGAGUCUACCACCCGGCUGGCCAUCCACGCCGCAGACGGAGCAAUGAUAUCUCCGCUGCCGCCGCCAGAAAAGUCUGUCAAUGGGAGGCAGUGACGCCGGGGCUCAGAACCGGGAGGGCGAUCCGUCGGAGCGGUUAGCUGUGAACUGGCCACGGCCGGGUAGAGCCCACCGUACUCCCGGGACACCUGCUGAAUCGUCAGCUGACUAGUGACGUCCUUAACUCCAGAGGUGCUGUCUUGGACGUGGAACCUGCCGCCCAGCUGGUCGGCGCUGACGCCGUCCCUGACAGCCGGCGGCGGUGACGCGGUGGCCGCACAGGUGAAUGUGACCGCAGUGUCCACCACCGGCUGCACCGUCUGCUGAACCAGCGACAACAGCAGCCGAGCCGGCAACGCUCCGAUCCUGACCUGGGUGGUGGCGAGGUCAUCGGUCACGUGACACUGGUACAUGCCGGCCACGGACGGGUUGCCGCCGGUCAGCUGCAGAGCCGGCUGGCUGGCGGCGGCGGGCAGACGGCGGCCGUCCUUGAACCAGAUGAUGUCGCCGGCUGCCAGGGGCGGCGUCACGUGACAGGUCAGCAGAGCGGGCUGUCUGGUGGUCACCAGCAGCUGACUGGGUUCGAUGACAGCGCGGCGUGUCACUGUCACCUCCAGUCGCGUGUUCCGCGCCGCGCUGCCCACCUCCGAGCUCGGCGAUCUCGGCAUACGCCCGCGUCCCCUGACCUGACCCGGCGUACCACCAGCUGCUGGCCACUGACCUCGACAUGACCAGAGUGGAGCAGCGGCGUCAGCUCAGCGCCGCGCUACCGCGGUGUAGCCGUGCGGCUCUGGAGGUCCCUCACGGCGGCCGCCAGGGCCGCCACCUCUCCGUCGUCGCGGACGUCUUCUGGGCUCGGGAAAAUCGUCCCGUACCUCCGGAGACGCCAGCCCAUGAGGGCUGGGCACCGGAAGAAGAGGUGCCGGGACGUGUCGGCCUCCUCCCGGCACACGGUGCACCGGCCCGCCGUACAGUCGGUGUCAGGGCACUGGCGGCAAUCGUCGGAAGAGUUCCGUCCAACCCGGUGGAGGUAUUGGCGGGAGCCCGACCAGUGGCCCGCGCGGAGUUGGUGGACGUCGACGGCCGACGAUCUGUUCCUCGCCGCGACCGGUGGCGGCAGCCGGUUCCCCAUCAGGGUCCUGUACCAGCCCUCCGGCCAGGCGGCGGUGGUGCGGUCGCGGGCCAAUCUGACGGCCGCACGGUGGGCGGUAGCGACGUCAACCGGGACCGCCGCCUGGGGGAGCGCGGCCGCCUCCUGGGCGAUCUGGUCGGCGCGAUCGUUACCGUCGACGCCGCGCCGGCGGGCCGGCGCUGCGGGCCACCGUGCGCGGCGUCACACACUGGCGGUGUGAGUGUUAAUGGAAACAGACGACGCUGAGCUGGGGCCGGACGCAGCAGGCGACGGACGCUGUAGUGUGCUGGGCAAAAUAGUCCAAGAUGCUGGUAGCGGGUGAAAUACGCAGCUGCUCGUCGUCUCCAAGAGCGCCGCGGACGCCGUGGACUGCGCCAUCAAAGUCGACGGAAAGUCGGUUCCAGCAAUCGUCAGUGAUAUAUAAAAGUGAAAAGUUAAUAAAAUAUACAACUUUC
This is a messenger RNA of Amphibalanus amphitrite, 2687 nucleotides long. RefSeq lists its product as uncharacterized. The transcript is spliced from 3 exons. The record is from RefSeq and is a predicted model, not a curated record. The coding region runs from base 1828 to 2478 and encodes 216 amino acids. Lineage: Eukaryota; Metazoa; Arthropoda; Thecostraca; Balanomorpha; Balanidae.